AUGCCUUCUUCGGAUAAUCAAGGUUUCCCGAUAACUUUUUCUUCAUUUCGUCGACCAAUUUUGAGCAUUAGAAAGGAUCAGAUUCAUUCUGAAACAAGCCACGAUUCUACAAUUCAGAACCUGGAAUCAUUUCAAAAACAAGUCUCUGCCCAGUUUCACAAUCUUUCUGUGGUUGACCCUCAUGAAUUUCUCUCCGUUUCAUGGAUUCGGAAGCUGUUAGAUGCAUUUACUAGCUGUCAGGAGGAUUUUAGACUGAUAUUGGGCAAUAACAAAUCGCAGCUCUCAAAACCACCUGCAGAUAGGCUUGCUUGUGAAUUCUUUGACAGGGCUAUUAAGGCACUAGAUAUUUGCAAUGCAACUCGUGAUGGAAUUGAGAAAAUUCGACUGUGGCAGAAACAUUUGGAGAUCAUUGUAAGCGCCCUGGAUAGUGAACAAAGAACGACAGGUGAAGGUCAGUUUCGUCGCGCAAGAAAAUCUUUGAUGGAGUUGGCCCUUUUGAUGCUAGACGAGAAAGAUACUGGGUCCAUGUUUUCAUACCGCAAUCGGUCUUUUGCACAGAAGGGCAAGGAUCACAGCUUUCGUCCAUCAGGUCACGCACGAUCCCAAUCAUGGAGUGUAUCUCCUUCUUGGUCAGCAUCCAAGCAGAUCCAAUCAAUCGCAAACAACUUGGUUCCUCCCCGUGCCAAUGAAAUUGCAGCCACUAAUGGUCUAGCGGUUCUUGUCUUUACAAUGAGCUUUAUUCUCCUGUUUGUUUUAUGGGCUCUUGUUGCGGCAAUACCGUGUCAAGAUCGAACUGUGCCAAUUAAUUUUGCAAUCCCACGUAAUUUUUCAUGGAGUGCAACAUUGUCAUCACUUCAUGGUCGGAUUUUGGAGGAAUCCAAGAAGCGAGACCGCCGAAAUUCCAGUGGAUUGUUGAAAGAAAUAUAUCAAAUUGAAAAGUCGAUACAUCAGCUAACAGAUUUGGUGGAUUCUACUCUGUUCCCACUUACAGGGGAACAGAAGGAAUUAGUGAGAGGGAGCGUGCACGAAUUAUCAUUCGUAUGUAAAGUUUGUAAGACUGGACUGGAUCCACUAGAGCGCCAUUUAAAGGAAGUUUUCCGGAAAGUUAUGAGUUGCCGGACCGAGGGUCUUGAAUUCUUAGGCAAGGCUACAGAACGUUAG
Molecule: messenger RNA, 1161 nt
Organism: Fraxinus pennsylvanica
Lineage: Eukaryota; Viridiplantae; Streptophyta; Magnoliopsida; Lamiales; Oleaceae
Source: the annotation of a GenBank genome assembly